AAAGGAAAACCGUGAAGCGAAGUGGCGAGACUGGGGGAGGGCCCACCGCCUGACAGAUGUUGCCCCUGCGCGGCUGCCACCGCUGCCUCGUCUGCCUGCGCGGGCGCGGCCUCACCACCGCCUCCUCUCCUCCCCUUCUUCCCACCUCCAUGGCGGCGCCGCCCCACUCCCUCCCCGGCAGCAAGACCCUCCUCCGCUCCAACCCCUCUCCUCCCUCCUCUUCCGCUGGAUCGGUGCCCAAGAGGUCCAGGACGAUGGCCACGGACGCGGCGGCGGCGGCGCAUUCGGCCUCGGUGGGGUGCUCUGCGAUGAAGGCGGAGUUCGCUAGGCACGCCGAGUACCUCAACACUCUGAAUGACAAAAGGGAGAGGCUUGUGAAAGCAAGUCGGGAUGUGACAAUGAACAGCAAAAAGGUCAUCUUUCAGGUCCACAGGAUCAGUAAGAGUAACAAGGAAGAGAUUCUUUCGAAAGCAGAAAAUGAUCUCGCUGUUGUGGUUAACCAGUACAUUGGAAAGUUAGUAAAAGAACUGCAAGGGACUGACUUCUGGAAGCUCAGAAGGGCCUAUACCUUUGGUGUACAAGAAUAUGUUGAAGCUGCAACAUUCUGUAGAUUUUGCAAGACUGGCACUUUAUUAAGUCUUGCUGAAAUCAAUGAUUCUUUGCUAGAGCUGGGUGAUAAAUCUGUUGAGCCCUUACAGAUAAAUGUACUUGACUAUCUUUUAGGGGUUGCCGAUCUGUCAGGCGAGCUAAUGAGGCUUGCAAUUGGCCGUAUAUCUGAUGGAGAGAUUGAAUAUGCCAAAAGCAUCUGUGCAUUUGUACGUGAUAUAUACAGGGAGCUUACCCUUGUGGUGCCUCUAAUGGAUGACAAUAGUGAGAUGAAGAAGAAAAUGGAGACUAUGUUGCAGAGCGUAGUAAAAAUUGAGAAUGCUUGCUUCAGUGUUCAUGUGAGAGGAUCAGAGUACAUCCCUCUGCUUGGCUCAUCAGACAAUCCAGAUUACUCCUUUUUUGGUGCCUCAGACUAUGACCAAUGAAGCUUUUGAGGCUAGAUCCCCAAACUGACAUGUUAGACGAACUACUGUUCUUAGCUUCCAGCCUUUUCACCGUUUGAAAUCGUUGCUGGUGACUGGUGUACCCCAGCAUGUAACGUGUUAAAUGAAGCUUGGAACACUGCUACUCUGCCUGCCUGGAUUAGUUUUUGGUUAUCUGCACUCCAAUGGUUUCUUAUGGAGUAUCCAAUAUCUCUACUGUUAUUUUUUACCGUCUUGGAAUCAACUCAUUCCCAAUGAUCUAUUCACCUCUAUUUCACCAUAUACUUGUCCGAUAACUCCGUUUUCACAUCUUAAGCGGAUUGUGAUAAUUGUUAUUGUUUAUCCACUUCUUAUUGUUGUUUAAGCAAUGACCAGCAGUGAAUCAUCUCAAAAGCCCAGUUCUUCAGCUCCCUCCGCUUUGUAUCUCCUGAUGCAACAUUUCAUAAUAAGAUAUGUUCAACACUUAUUUACUUGAUCCUAAC
Molecule: messenger RNA, 1510 nt
Organism: Oryza brachyantha (malo sina)
Lineage: Eukaryota; Viridiplantae; Streptophyta; Magnoliopsida; Poales; Poaceae
Product: translin-associated protein X
Exons: 7
Coding region: 57-1031 (324 amino acids)
Cellular component (GO): cytoplasm; nucleus
Molecular function (GO): RNA binding; RNA endonuclease activity; sequence-specific DNA binding
Source: RefSeq, a predicted model, not a curated record